AUGCUCCUCUCAUUAGCAACAACAGCUUUGGCGGCAUGUUCGCUACCGUCCACCUACCAAUGGACAUCAACUGGAGCUCUAGCGACCCCCAAAUCAGGCUGGGCUGCGAUUAAGGACUUUACCAGUGUUGUCUACAACGGAAAGCAUAUCGUUUACGCAUCGUUCCACGAUAAAGGCUCGAACUAUGGUUCGAUGAACUUUGGCGCUUUUACCAACUGGAGCGAUAUGGCGUCUGCCAGCCAGAACCAGAUGUCGUCAACCGCGAUUGCACCGACCAUCUUUUACUUCGCACCCAAGAAGACUUGGAUCCUUGCACAUCAAUGGGGCCCUACCACCUUCUCGUAUCGCACUUCCAGCGAUCCAGUCAAUGCAAAUGGCUGGUCGGCAGCUCAGCCCCUUUUCACUGGAACGAUCUCAGGUAGCAGCACCGGUGCUAUCGACCAAACGUUGAUUGGCGAUUCCACCAACAUGUACCUCUUCUUCGCGGGAGACAAUGGCAAGAUUUACCGGGCAAGCAUGCCGAUCGGAAACUUUCCUGGUAGCUUCGGUACGGCUUCGACCGUUGUCCUUAGCGACACAACCAACAACCUCUUCGAGGCAGUCCAAGUCUACACCGUCUCUAGCAAGCAAUAUCUCAUGAUUGUUGAGUCCAUUGGGUCAAACGGGCGCUACUUCCGUUCAUACACCGCCACGAGCCUCAGCGGUUCGUGGACCCCACAAGCCACGAGCGAGAGCAAACCCUUCGCCGGCAAGGCGAACAGCGGCGCCACUUGGACCAACGAUAUCAGCCAUGGCGACUUGGUCCGCACCAACCCCGACCAAACCAUGACCAUCGAUCCUUGCAACCUGCAGCUGUUGUAUCAGGGUCGAGAUCCUUCGGCCAACUCUGGCAGCUACGACCUGCUUCCGUACCGACCUGGUGUCCUGACACUGAAGACUUAA
Messenger RNA from Truncatella angustata, 942 nucleotides. Its product is annotated as arabinoxylan arabinofuranohydrolase. The record is from RefSeq and is a predicted model, not a curated record. NCBI's taxonomy places the organism in Eukaryota, Fungi, Ascomycota, Sordariomycetes, Amphisphaeriales, Sporocadaceae. Gene Ontology annotation, biological process: L-arabinose metabolic process. The coding region runs from base 1 to 942 and encodes 313 amino acids. Gene Ontology annotation, molecular function: alpha-L-arabinofuranosidase activity. The transcript has a single exon.